GAAAUUUCCAGAUUUUAGUCUAUGAUUAAGUUGUAGCUGUAGUCUAUAGCUUAACGCAUUUUAAAGUAUGACAGGCAAGGAGUGAAUUUUAUUUCUGUUAUAUUUUUUUCGUAUUGCUGUAUUGAUGUCUGUUUGAAUUUUGGUUGACAAUUAGGUCUGGGUUUGGGUUGACAAUAAUUUAGAUCUAGUGAAGGAAAAAAAUAUAUAUUUCGCCCAAAUCUUAAUUGCCUAAUGUAGUUUUUUAAUGUUCAUACUGUUUAUUGUUCAUCUAUUAAUAACAGCGGAACAGUAAUACUUCAUAGCGUGCCACAGCUAGAUAACAUCUUGAGGUUUUCUGUGGUUCCUUUCACCUGCUGACCUGUGAAUAAUUUUUUUUUUUCUGUUUGUUAAUGCAGUAAUGUGUUCUUAAUUUUCACAUGAUGAUGAAUAAAUCUUACUUAUUUACUUGUACUACUAUCUCUCUCUCUUAUCAAUAGUGUAUUUACGAAUACAAUAAUAGGCUAACUGCUAAAAAUUUAAAGUAAUUUUACUCUAUUUUUUUUAUUCAAAUUCACUUUAUCUCUUAAAAAAUAUAGAAUUGGUAAACAUGUUGUCAAGUACAAAUGGUGCUGUUGAUCACAGUGUAAAAGGUUCAGUUUCAACCAUGAAUGACAAUUCGGAAUUAUUGGAACUUGGAGGUUAUGACUAUGAAUUUGUUCCAAGUCUCGACAACAAACACAUGUGUCCAAUUUGUUUCAAUGCUCUACGAGAGCCUGUACAAACAGAGUGUGGACACAGAUUCUGUCAUACUUGUAUACUACGAUCAGUAGCGCGUUUUAAAAAGUGCCCAGUUGACAAUGUCCCUCUGCUGCCAAGUCAAUUAUUCCAAGACAAAUGUGCACUGAGAGAAGUUUUAGAUUUGAGGGCAAAAUGUAACAAUAAGGGAUGUGACCAUGUUUGCGAACUUCGUUUAAUGGAGACUCAACAUAAAGAAAUUUGUGUGAUGCGAAAAUAUCCAUGCAAAAAUAAUUGCGGGUUAAGUUUAUUAAAGCAAGAUGCGAUUUAUCAUGAAGAGAACCAGUGUCCAAGAAGGCCAGUUACUUGUGAUGUUUGCGGACAGACUUACCCAUUGGCCACUGAAGAGGCUCACAGAGAAGACUGUAAACAACAUCUGCCUGUUAAUUGUCCUCACUGUUCACACGAGCUCAAACAAUACAAGUUACAAUAUCAUAUCACAACAGAAUGUAUGAAGGCACCGAUAAAAUGUGUUUUUUCAAAAGUUGGCUGCGAAAGAGAGCUUCCUCGUCACGAUAUUCAGCAACACAUGGAGAAAUCGACUCAAAUUCAUCUUCAAUAUUUACUCAACAAUAUUUCCAGCAUAACUAAGGAUGGUGCGGAAUUGUCAGCAAUGUUAAAAUCAUUAACUUCAAGAAUUACAAGACUGGAAAAAGAUGAUUACCCAUAUGAUACAAAUGACAGCCAUAUUGAGAUAUACGGAAGAGAUGAUGAUGGUGUAUCUAAUGGACCUGGCAAUAUGCCUGGCCUACGAUCUCGAGUUCCUCACCAGAGUUCACCCCGAGAUGCAGAUGAAGUUGAUGAAAUAGCUUUAAUAAAAGAAUUCAACCAUAUGAUGGAGAAUAACCAUUCUGCAGUGUCAGAAGCAGGGCCUUCUCAUGUGCCACUUCGAAGCGAAUCAUUAUUACGAGAAGAAUCAAUGAUUGGAAAAGACGCAGAAAAAAAAAUAAUAAGUCUUGACCAUCAUGUCCGAGAAUUAAAAGCAAAAAUGGACACACAAAUAACAAGUGUUAAAGAACUAACUUCAAAAAUGACUUACAUGGAGCAAAGAUUACAGCAGCAAGAAUUGAGAUUAUGCAAUGGAUUAUAUUAUUGGAAAAUUAAGGAUUAUAGUAGACUCAGAGCAGCAGCUGCAGCUGGAGAAGUCACUGUAUUACACAGUCCUGGUUUUUACACAAGUCCUCACGGAUAUCGUAUCUGUGUUCGAGUUAAUCUUGAUGGUGUAGAGACAGCACAAGGAACUCAUCUAUCUUUAUUUGUUCAUUUAAUGAAAGGAGAUAAUGAUGAUCUUUUAUCAUGGCCAUUUUCAGGGGUGAUAACUUUGACUGUUAUGAAUCAGAUGGAUCGACCGCAAGACCGUUCUCAUAUAUCAGAAACAUUACAAGCAAAGACCAACUUAAUGGCGUUCCAACGUCCUGUCAGUGAACGAAACCAAAAAGGAUAUGGAUAUAUUGACUUUUUUCCACUCAAAAUGAUCGAAAGUGAGGGAUUUAUUAAAAACGAUACUCUUAUUAUCAAGGCACAAGUUAGAGUUGAUGCCCCAAUUUCCAACUAACAUGAAUUUUUUUUUUUCGCGCCCAUUUUUUUUAAAAUCCUAAAUCUUUCAAUGUAUAAACUUGUAUUUUUACCUUAUUAUUUUGCAUUAUUAUGAUAAGCCAGAAAUUAUUCUAAUUAAUGUUUGUUUUAAAGUAUAAAAAUUUAGCAAAAGUUGUAAAAAUUCAUUGCCACAAGAGCUUUUUUUGUAACUCUAGGUCGUUUUUAUAUCUCACAGCUGUUGCACAUACAGUGGUUUAAUUCCUCAAGAUAUUGCUAUUUUCUAUUCAAAAAAGCUUGAUGCUUUAAAGACAAAUCAUCCUAUUCUCACAGUAGGUAUAAUACACAUUACCCUGAAGGUUCAUGCAAGCCAUGUAUUUCCGUUAUAUGCUACAAUUAUAUUCAGGGACAAUUUUUGGUACUCCUGAGUCCUGUAGUAUGUAAACCAAGACACUGGAACAUAGUGUGUGUACCAGGUUAGGGUUCGGCCAUAAUUUUUAUUCAAAUUUCCCUUAUUUUAGUUCUAUUACGAGUUCGGGGACUAGCCAAGUGACUCCCGUAGUAUUUGUUCCUGAAAUGAUGGCCUAAUCCAAACCUGGUACACAUACUACGUUCCGGUGUCCGCCAUCUAGGUUCAAAUACUACAGGACACGGGAGUACCCAGUUUUGUUAACCCAAAACUAGAAUCUUAAAAAUUUGUCAACAUUUUUUGAAUACCUUUGAGCUUUUUCCACCUUCGAAACCAAUUAAUAAAGGUAAAUUUUUUUUUUCUUCAUAAUAAUAAUGUUGAAUAGCAUUCUGGAACUAACAUGCCGAUUGAAAAAGGUAUUACAAAGCGCCUGAUAAUCAUAUCUGCUUAUAUUUAUCCAGAUGAAUCCACAAAUAUAAAUAUUUCACUGUCAUUUUACUUAUAAAUUGCUUAUAUGUUUUUCCGUCUUCAGCUACAGUGUUGUACUAACAUUGCAUAGCUUCAAUUUUUUUAAUUUAAAAAAAAAUUAGAGCUAAAAAAAUCUUGUCACUCACCAGACUCUCUUCAUCUCUUAGCAAGAGCAAUUAUAUUAAAAGCUAGCACUAAAAUAAUCUCUGUUCUCGAUUUUAGUCUUAUGAGGAAUCGAAAUAGAUUUUGCUGUGAUAUAUGAUAGCCAAACUGUGUUAUGACACCCAUAUCAUGAAAGCCUGUUGCACAUCGUGAUUCACCAGCAACCUGGAAUUUAAUAACACCUCUAACUAGUUAUUAUGAAAUCGAAAGUAGUUCACAUUCUGCAAAAAGCAUCUCUAUGGCAGGGUUUCCCAAACCGGGGUUUUGUGAUGACUUCACGAGGUCUCAAUCAUAUGAAAAGAGUCUAUCGACCUUUAAUGAUUAAUUUCAAUCAAAUAUCCAUUGCUUACAGAAAAGGCAAUUAAAAUUUAAUGCCCCUUGAAACAACCUACAUGUUUGACGCAGCAUUUUCAGCUCUUGCAGAUAUGAUGAAAAAAUUCAUGCGGUACUUGCGGACCUACGAGUUCGCUUGUCACAAAUUUCUCAGAGAAGUAAUAAAUUGUGCAGUGAAAAGAAACCUCAUUCAUCACAUUAAUGUCGUUUGUGUUGAUGAAACAUUAACCUUUCUCAUUAGUUACGCAUAGAAAACGAUACAGCAUAAGAUGGGGUAAGAUUCAUGAAUAGGGGUUCGCAGUUCAAAAAAGUUUAGGAAGCCCUGCUCUAAACUAUAUGAGGUGCCAUAUCCCGUAUAUGCUUGUUAUGGAAUCUCCAGCAAGUCUGUAAAGUUCUUAAGAAUAAUUAGGCAAUGAAAAUGUUUUCCUGGUUGUCUAGGCGUUCAAUACUCUCUGCAUUACCGCUUGCUUAGUAAUUCUUCUCCUUUCACCAUUCGGUGUAAAAUCUUCUGAGCAACUUAUAUAUAUAUGUGUGGUAGGUCUUGUUCUUUUUUGUUUGUCUUAGUGCAAUAACCACAGAAAAUUGUA
This is a messenger RNA of Styela clava, 4266 nucleotides long. RefSeq names its product TNF receptor-associated factor 6-like. Gene Ontology annotation, molecular function: zinc ion binding; protein binding; ubiquitin protein ligase activity. Lineage: Eukaryota; Metazoa; Chordata; Ascidiacea; Stolidobranchia; Styelidae. Gene Ontology annotation, biological process: regulation of apoptotic process; lipopolysaccharide-mediated signaling pathway; regulation of canonical NF-kappaB signal transduction. The record is from RefSeq and is a predicted model, not a curated record. Gene Ontology annotation, cellular component: plasma membrane signaling receptor complex.